Cotesia congregata is the source of this 1401-nucleotide messenger RNA. The record is from the annotation of a GenBank genome assembly. NCBI's taxonomy places the organism in Eukaryota, Metazoa, Arthropoda, Insecta, Hymenoptera, Braconidae.
AUGGAGUUGUUCAGUUUGGAAGCGAAUCUAAGACCUCGGUGUUUAGUUUACUUCGGGUUCGAGUCCCGCGAAGGCCUUCAAAAUGGCGUGAGACACCCGGAAGCUUCGUUACAGAUUUCGUGGAGGAUGGAGGCCCCUAAAUUGAAGUUAGUUCUUGUGGCUGUGGUCUAUUUGAGUCUGUUCCUGGAUAACGUCCUCCUGACCGUCGUCGUGCCGAUAAUUCCCGACUACCUCUGCAGUAUCGGCGAAAAUUCGACGGACGAAAAUGGCCGCGUUGGACUUCUUUUGAGCUCAAAGGCGCUGGUCCAACUUCUGCUAAACCCUUUUAUCGGCAGCGUCACUUCUACUGUCGGGUACUUCAAGCCCCUCUUUAUCGGCAACCUUUGCCUGAUCCUCGCCGCCGUUUUGUUUGCAUUUGGACGGUCUUAUGAGUUUCUGUUCCUGGCCCGAAGCAUCCAGGGAGUUUCUUCCGCCUGUAUUGGAGUCUCCGGAAUGUCCAUGGUGGCAGCACAGUACGCGGAUGAAGGAGAACGUUCGAAGGUCAUGGGCUUCGUUCUGGGCAGCAUUGCUCUGGGAGUCCUUGUUGGGUACCCCAUUGGAUCUAUUCUUUAUGAUAUCGAAGGCAAGAUGGCGCCAUUCUUGCUAAUUUCUUCUCUGAUCUUGAUUCCGCUAAGCCUUCAGAUUUUCCUGUGGGACACAGAAACGAAUUCCAAGAUCCAGAAGACCGAGUCAAAUACCAGUUGGAUAAAACUGCUCCUCCAGGGCAAGAUUCUGAUCAUAGCCGGUGCCAUUUUGUGCUCAACAUCUCCGAUGGCCAUCUUGGAGCCGUGUUUGCCGAUUUGGCUGCAAACUAACAUCAAGCCCAAGAAGUGGCAGCUGGGCAUGGUCUUCAUCCCGGACAGUGUUGGAUACCUUUUAGGGACAAACUGCUUCGGAAUGACCGCUUAUCGGUAUGGAAGAUGCAAAACAGCUGUCUUAGCGAUGGCGCUUGUUGGUAUCAGCGUGAUCUUAUUACCGACUGCGAGUACUAUGGGGCAGCUGGUUAUCCCGCAUUUGGGCAUGGGGUUGGGUAUCGGCAUAGCAGAUGCUGCCUUGGUACCACUGCUGGCUAGUCUCGUCGAUCAGGAUGGAAACUACGGGCCUGUUUAUUCAAUUCAGCAGGUUGCGGUCAGUCUUGCGUAUUCUUUAGGGCCAAUUGUCGGUAGUGAGCUCGUCAGGAUGAUCGGCUUCCAGUGGGUAAUGAGGAUAGUCGGGCUGAUAAAUCUAGCGUACUGCCCACUGCUGAUCUACCUUGCCAUCACGAGGAAACACACUUUGCUGGGUCAAGAUGUAAAAGAGUAUAGUUCCAUCAACAAAACUAGCCACGACUACGAGAGGUUUCAGGAUGAUGAUGAUCUAUGA